Aspergillus piperis CBS 112811 is the source of this 265-nucleotide messenger RNA. RefSeq lists its product as uncharacterized. The transcript has a single exon. Bases 23 to 178 code for a protein of 51 amino acids. The record is from RefSeq and is a predicted model, not a curated record. Lineage: Eukaryota; Fungi; Ascomycota; Eurotiomycetes; Eurotiales; Aspergillaceae.
GGAUCACCCGCCGUUAGAUCCAAUGAGUGAGCCCUAUCGCAGUGCGGAAGCAGUGAUUCGGAACUGGACGCCAGGGAGGCAGUUAACCUUGGCUACUAGCAAACAAGGAAAUGCCGACCCGGAUCAAUUCUAUGGCUUUCUGUCAUUUCGGGAUGGCCUAUAUUAUGUGACGCCAUAAAUGCCUCGAGUAGUAGUUUUACUUUUUCCUUAAACUAGCCUGUAAUCGAGAGAGAGGCAAAAGAGGAGAAGGGGAGGAACUAGGCAG